UGAGGUUCUGUUCCGUUCGGACUGGCGGUUCUGCACGCGCCGGUGGUGCUGCACAGGCUGGCGGUGCUGCUCUCGCGCACGUCGAGGAGUUUAAUUAUUUUACCGCAUUCAACUGCAGUUCCCCCACUCCCUCCCUCCCUCCCUCUCUCUCUAUCUCUCUCUCUCUAUAUAUCUCUCUCUACAGCGAGCAAGCGCGUGCGUGAGUAAGAGAGAGAGAGAGAGAGAGAGAGAGAGGGAAAGAGGGAGGGUGGGCGAGAGAGAGAGAGAGAGAAAGAGAGAGAGACACAUACACACACAUACCCAGCCAGAUCAACACCUGUACGCCCAGGCAGACGCAGUGCUCCGGCGAGCUUCUGGAAAAAAGCCCUGAAAACCAACGAUACUUCGACGCUUAUGCUUCCAGACCAGUCCAGGAAAACCCGGGGACUACCAGGAACAGUUGGAAUAAAGCUCAAUCCCUUUUUGAUGGAAUGCUGACAAAACAAAAGACUCGCUCCUCAACACAACGCUCAACACCAUCCAUCGCAAUGUGGACUGACGAACGAUGUACGGACUGAACCUUAAGAAUUAAAUGAUAGCCAUUUAAACAUUGAGAUUUUUAGAAAAGCUCAAACCUUUCCACUCUGACUGGACUGAUGGAUUGAUUGUUUGACUGACUGAUGGAUUGAUUUUUUUCUUUUGCCUUUUCCAACUCAAUGGAUUUUUCCUGCUACCGCAGCUCAGCAGAAGGGUGAUAGCAGUAGUUCCAGCACCACCAGCAACACUGAGCUCCAAGCUGUUAAGCUUUCUUCAAUCGUAACCGAAAAUGCAAAAGCAGGCAAAGAAGAAGCUGGAACAUGUAAGGAUUUAUAUGAUUAGAGAUAAGGAUUGAGCUUCCUUUCUUCACCUUUCUAUGUACGUACCUACCAAUCUACUUCAUCUACUUGUCUGCAUCUCUUUCCCUUUUUCAUCUCUUGCCUUUUCUGGCCAUGGACUGUAUUAAUCAGAAUCAAAGCUGAGCCGAGACCCUCAGGAAGGGAGGGAGGGAGGGCUGUGGAUUUCAGCACCACGCUAGAAACGGACAGCUCCCACCGCGUUUAGAACUACGGACUGAGAAAGAAAAAAACCCAACAAUGAACAAGUAAACAAGUACAAAAGGACAAGACAAGAACAAAACGUUGAGGGACGGAAAAAAAGAGAGACUUAAAAGCAUUAAACUGUAUCCCUCUACCGGAUUUGUACCGUGCAAAUGCAAGGUCAGUGAGCGAUUUAGUGGGCUUAAAAAAGAAAAAAAAGAAAGGAAAAAAAUAUAAAAAAGAGAUAAAUAGAUAGAGGGGAGCGAUGCUGCCCUGUCUUGUUGUACUGUUGUGUCGUGUUGUUACAGAGAACGCGAACGCACACGAAACACACAAAAAAAAACGAGUUCAGUGAUGAGCAGCAUAGUGAUGAUGGUCACAAUGAUGAUGACGAUGAUGAUGGAGAGAUAAUGAUAAAGGUGAUACAACAACCGUGAUGAUAAAAAAAACAAUGCUGAAUCUAAUUCACUGAGGAUUCUCUGAGUUUGUCCACGACUUCGGCGGCGACGGGCAUGCGUCGGACAGAGCCCUGUUUCAGGCUGGCAUGGAUGUAACGACCACAAACUGCCGUCUCCUCUCUUUUGCCUGGUGAUGCGAGUGCGCACGAGUGUGUGCGUGCGCGAGAUGUGCAUGUGCGCGAGUGUGUGUUCUUCCCCUCCUUCCGUGCUGGAGGAGCCGAGUGCGUCCACUCCUACCCACUGAUUGCGUUCAACAACUCGGAUACGGGGAUGAUUUGCUUGCGUCGAUAAAAAUGCUGCUUUGGAUCGUCUUGCUGAAGGCGGCUCUCUGCGUGGCUACUGGGAACGUGACGAGGGACGUGUGCAAGGAGCAGAUCUGCUCCUGCAGCGCCAUAGAGGGCGACCUGCACAUCGACUGCGAGAAGCGAAGCUUCACCAACCUGCAGCACUUGACUGGUCCGAGCUCCCAGUUUUACCACCUCUUGCUGCACGGGAACUCCUUGUCGAGGCUGUUCCCCAACGAGUUCGCCAACUUCUACAAUGCCGUCAGCCUGCACUUGGAGAACAACGGCUUGCACGACAUCGUGCCAGGCGCCUUCCUCGGACUGCAGCUCGUCAAGAGGCUGCACAUCAACAACAACAAGAUACGCUCUUUCCGAAAGAGCACGUUCCUUGGCCUGGACGAUCUGGAAUACCUCCAGGCUGACUUUAACCUUCUUAGAGACCUAGAUCCUUCUGUGUUCAGGGACUUGAGCAAGCUUGAGGUUUUGAUCCUGAACGACAACCUCAUCAGCGCGCUCCCAAUCAAUGUGUUUCAACACGUACCCAUCACGCACCUCGACCUACGAGGUAACCGGAUAAAAACAUUGCCUUACGAAGGGGUACUAGAGCAGAUACCAGGAAUAGUUGAAGUUUUAUUGGAGGACAAUCCUUGGGACUGCAACUGUGACCUCGUUUCUUUAAAGGAGUGGCUCGAAAACAUCCCACAGCGGGCCCUCAUUGGCCGGGUGGUUUGCGAGGCUCCCGCGAGGCUCCAGGGCAGCGACUUAAACGAAACGGCGCAAUCCGAGCUGUGUCCGUCAAAGGAUGGUGCCGAUUCAAGCUUGGCAGCGCCACCCACGCAACGUGAAGCCUCAGACUUGGGCCCUCCGCCCACAAUAUUGGUUACUGAGGCGCGCUCGGGCCGUGGACGCCCCAAAGCACGAGAGAACUGGCAGCUGAAAGCACCUACCAGCACUGCAGGAGAGAGGGAAGUAGCUCCGCCUUUCAACUGCAACGCCACUGGCACUUGCCCUCAGCCAUGUGUCUGCAAGCUGAUCGGCACGAGGCAGGGGCUUGGUGUGAACUGUGAAGGCAAGAAGAUAGAGAAUGUUUCCAACCUGAAACCCAAGCCGUUGGGUGCGCACGAGCUCAACCUGCGAGACAACAACAUCCACACCAUCAGAAGACUGCAAUUCAGGGGCUUCGCAAACCUGAAUUUGCUUGAUCUUGGGGGCAACAACAUCAAAGUGAUUGAAAAUGGCACUUUUCAGAACCUGAGUGAGCUGCGGUGGCUCUACAUGGACAAGAACUACUUGGAUACCCUCAUGGCGGAUAUGUUCGUGGGUCUGCAGAACCUGGAAUACCUUAGUUUGGAGUACAAUGACAUCCAGCUGAUAGUGGCGGGCACUUUCAGCCCCAUGCCCAACUUGCGCGUGCUGUUUCUCAACAACAACUUGCUGAAGUCGCUGCCUGUGGACGUAUUUGUGGGAGUUUCCCUGUCCAAGAUCAGCUUGCACAACAACUACUUCACGUACCUUCCCGUGGCGGGCGUUCUGGAACAGUUGUCCUCUGUCAUUCAGAUCGAUUUGCACGGGAACCCUUGGGAUUGCUCGUGCAACAUUGUACCGUUCAAGCGCUGGGCUGACCGACUUGCCUCGGACGUCAUCGUCAGCGAUCUCAAGUGCGAGUCUCCAGAAGAGUUCUGGAAGAGGGAUUUCCGGAGGAUCAGGGAUGACCUCAUGUGCCCGCAGCUUUUUGACAAGGGCCCGACCUCCACGGCGACGUCCAGGAACGGCACUUUGGCGUCUGGAGAUGGUGGGACACGCUCUGGAUCCUACCUGGAACCCAGCCGAGUGUCCAUCUCCGUUCUGGUGCCGGGCCUCUUGUUGGUCUUCGUCACGUCCGCCUUCACUGUGGUUGGAAUGCUGGUGUUCGUCUUGCGCAACCGUCGCAGAUCCAAACGCCGGGAGGGCAACUCCUCUGCCUCCGAAAUCAACUCCCUGCAGACCGUGUGCGAUUCGUCUUACUGGCACGGUGGCGCUUACCAUGCGGACGGACCCCACCGGCCUUACGAGUGCGGUACCCACACACUUUCUGACAAAUGAAGCCCUUGGGGUUGAGGAGAAACAUGCGCAGGGGAGAAAAAAUGCGCAAAAUAAGAGGAAAAAAAACGUUGCCUGAAGGUGACGUGCACUGCUGCUGUGACAUAGGAGGAAAAGGACGUCGGGAGCAUACUUUCGCACUUGCUUCUGUUGGGAAAUAGCCUAUUUUUUAUUCUCUUCACUUGACUAUGGUCUUUAUGAGCCAGUGCCAUGGAACCGGUAUUGUAAAAUAGGCAAGGAGCACUGCUGCUGCUGCGGGACGAUUGGAGAAUAAGGACGAGAAUACGGCCCGUCCUUCCGCCUCUCGCCUCCUUGCGCCGCCUGUUUGGGAAUUAUGGCCUAUUUUUAUUCACUUUAGUUGACUUCAGUGUUUAUGAGCCACUGCUAUGGAACCAAUAUUGUAAAAUAUGUACAGGGCACCUUCCCUCCCACCCUUCCCACAACUCCUGUGCUCUUUCCCUUCCUCCCCUGCCUCUUUCCCUCCAGUCCUCCCUCGCUCCCUCCCCCUCCUCCCUCCAUCCUUCCCCCCCUCUCCCUCUCUCUAUCUCUCUCUCUCUCUUUCUGCCGCAUUCAGACUGAAAACUGAGGAAACAGGGGACCUGAAAAAUGGUGCACGAGUGCAAUGUGCAUGAAUGUAAUGUACAUAAGGAACUGUAACAUAUCUGCAUGAUUCGCAUGGUUUCGACUCACACUGGGAACCAUACCAUAGUUACAAAGAUGCCAACUCUCUCAACCCUUCUUUCAUGAUAUCAGUAUAAAUAUAUAUAAAUAUAUAAAUAUAAAAAAUCAAACUCUAUAUGAAUAUAUUAAAAGUGCCAUUUCUCUAUUUUUCGUGGAAAAUGCGAUUAGGAUUUGUAUUUGUUGUUUCGUUUCCGAGGGUGAAAAAAAAACACUAAAGUGGCGUUCUGUAGACGACGGAAGCGGAAUGCAUGUAGGUGACUCUUUCUGUUCCGUUCUAUCAUUUGACUGAUUGUUGGUAUCAGAAUUAUUUAUAUAUAUUAUCAUUUUGUGCGGAUCCUCCAGAGGGUCCCGCGCCGUCAUCUCCUUUAUGAAUGUAUUAUUGUGUUACAAUGCAGUGUGCCAAUCGCUGACCUUCGGGGACGCAGAUAUAAGCAUGACCAGUUAACGUCAUACCGGCGCUUAUUCUGCAAAUUUAGCUGAAAAAACAAUGUAGCUGAACUGGUUGGUGAUUUCUUGAUCUCGUGUGCGACGAUGGACAGACCCUGCAGGGUCUUGGAGAAGGUCUCUGAUGGAAUAUCUUACUUCUCUUUUUUUAAACUUAGGUUUUUUUAAUUUUAUGAUUAUUUCAUUUUCAAAUGCAACAUGUUUAAGGUUUUUGAUGUUCCGGUAUGUGAAAAAUAACCAAGGUUUUUGAGACUCGAUGGACGAUGGAUUCCUUCGCAAAAGCCUGUGACUAUUACUCUUAUUCUUAUAUUAUAAUUAUUCACGUUUAAUUAUCGUGAGCUUUCGUAAAGCCAUUGAUUUCAUCCAAACAGGAGAAAGGGAAAUGGCAUUUUUUCUUUCUUUUUUCUUUUCUUUUUUUUGUACCUGACAUGUCCUUAACUGUGAAUCAAAGUGAAGCGGUGUAAAUAUAUAUCCACUACACAGAAAGGCUGAGAGACUGGAGGCACGGCGACCGUUGUACAGGCAUAGGUUUACUUACUUUGAGGCGAAAGGCCGCCUCUAGAUGUCGCUGUUGCAUCUCAACUCAGUUAGAAGCCCAGAGUCUGAGCUCCUUUGGUGGUGCAUUGGAGCUGAGCAGCUCCUCCAAGCAGUAGUUGCUGUUCUCCUUCGGUCUGAUCUGGGAUCAGGUCCUGACGACCCAAAAAUGCUUUGUAUCCGUCGUUUGUUGCGAGACCUGCCCUCAGAUCAGCCAGAAUUAGGACUUUGAGUUCUAUGAAAACCCACCCAUCACUGUUCACACCAUCCAAACUAGCAGGCAUUCGCUUUUUCUUUUUUCUUUUUUUUCUCUCGAUUUCUUUCCAACAUUACAUCUCUUACAGGCAAGACAACAGAACCUCAGUUAGCGAAACCUAAAAAUGUAGUCAAAUAUAUACUUUUACGCAACUUUAUCUCAUGCAGCUCAUGAGUUCAUGCUGUUUUCUACGUAUGUUUCAAUGCAGCAGACAAAACAGAGGAACAUUGCUUUUGAGUUUGGCGUACAACAGGCUUUAUUGGUUUCAUUAGACCAGUGGUUCUCAAACUGAUGGUCCACAAGGCUUCGUUGAUGACGUUGAUGACGAAGAGUGAGAUUUCAUUGUAGACCAACAUCUCAGUUCUUCAAUGUUGCAACUAAAGUACUAUCAUUAAAAAUCUUUAAAUCAGUUUAUUAGUCCUUACAAUUGAACCCUGAG
Astyanax mexicanus (Mexican tetra) is the source of this 6230-nucleotide messenger RNA. Its product is annotated as SLIT and NTRK-like protein 1. Bases 1807 to 3879 code for a protein of 690 amino acids. Lineage: Eukaryota; Metazoa; Chordata; Actinopteri; Characiformes; Acestrorhamphidae. The transcript has a single exon. The record is from RefSeq and is a predicted model, not a curated record. Gene Ontology annotation, biological process: axonogenesis; positive regulation of synapse assembly; regulation of presynapse assembly. Gene Ontology annotation, cellular component: glutamatergic synapse; postsynaptic density membrane; GABA-ergic synapse. Gene Ontology annotation, molecular function: protein binding.